Messenger RNA from Seriola dumerili (greater amberjack), 2918 nucleotides. It is a transcript of the gene parp12a, whose product is annotated as poly(ADP-ribose) polymerase family member 12. The transcript is spliced from 12 exons. Gene Ontology annotation, molecular function: NAD+ poly-ADP-ribosyltransferase activity; metal ion binding. The record is from RefSeq and is a predicted model, not a curated record. Lineage: Eukaryota; Metazoa; Chordata; Actinopteri; Carangiformes; Carangidae. Bases 180 to 2312 code for a protein of 710 amino acids.
AGUGCUGCAUUCAAGUACUUGUGAAUUUAACUUGCAACCUUACUAUGGAAGGAUCUGCGUAACCCUUUCAGUUUCAUUUAUCCGAAACCAGGAAUCGCUCUCGCUAAGAAGAUCGAGGUCAGCCAUUCUUUAGCAGUAACUACAUGUUAUUUCGCUAAGCGGGUGAAACCUGUUUCAGGAUGACUUCAGUUAUCUCUAAAUUCAUCAUUAAGACCCUGUGCGACCACCAGGGAUGUUUGGACUUCCAGCGCCUGGAUGAGACUAUCGCGCAGAAUUUCACUGUUGCGGAACCAGUCAUGCGAAGUGUUCUCUUCGACGACGGUAAAAUAGCCAUUAAACCAGGCAAAGAGAAGGUGACUGGUGGUCAAAUAAUUAGCUCGGAUAGUCUGGUCGUGGCCAAAACUAGUCUGCGAAUCUGUCAGAAAAAACCCGGAGAGUGCCCGCAGUGUGAUAGUUUACACCUGUGCAGGUAUUUUGUCUGCGGGGACUGCACCUAUGGACAGAAGUGUAAAAAUCCCCAUAGUCUGGCUUCUCCAUACAAUGCAGAGCUUUUAAAGAAACAUGGUCUUCAGGACUUGACGGAAAAACAGCUGUUCCAGCUGUUACUGCAGAAUGAUCCAUGGCUGCUUCCUGAGAUAUGCCCACAUUACAACAAGGGCAGUGGUUUGCAUGGUUCCUGCAAGUUCAGCACCACCUGCAUCAAGCUUCACAUCUGCCAGCACUAUUUCCAGGGUGACUGUGUGUUUGGCACUUCCUGUAAGAGAGCCCAUAAUAUUGAUGCACAAGAAACGAAGAUUUUCCGCGGAUUCAGUCAGGAGAAUAUAAGAAACCUUCAUGAGAUCUACAGAAAUAAAUUCAUCAUCAUGGGUCAAUGGGCUACUCCUGUUCCUGUGACGCCAAAGGUGAGAAUCCCCAUUCAGCAGCCUUCCCACCAGGCUUCCCACAAGGCCUCCAAACAGCCUUCCCAAGGCAACCCUGGAUCUCCCACCAGUUCUGCUUGUCCAUCUAAACCCAUGAGUGAUGCUGACAGGGAUGAAAUCUGCCUCUUCUUCAUUCGCAGACACUGCAGCUUCAAAGAGAAGUGUGUUCGUGUUCAUUGGCACCUACCUUACAGAUGGCAGGUUUUAGACAGUGAUCAUAAGACCUGGAAGGAUUUGCCUAAUAUGGAGGACAUUGAGAAGGCCUACUGUGACCCACGACUUGAAACAAGUGACAUGAAUCAACCAUUGCCCCUCUCAGGGCUUUUAAGUUUCCUUCGUCUUCAAAGCUCCGUACCCCCUGUCGUUCAGGCAGUUAACUUCAAGACGAUGACAUAUGAAGGGUCUCCAGUUCGUCGGCUGUCCACUGCCUCCUCUGUCUCAAAGCCCCCUCACUUCAUUCUUACAACAGAGUGGCUUUGGUACUGGAAGGAUGACACCGGGAAAUGGCUGGAGUUUGGACAGGGUGAUUUGGACACACCAGCCUCUGUCACUUCUGAAACUCUGGAGAAUGUGUACCUGGCAGACAGAGAUACAGAGAUUCCUUUCAGUGCUGGCAAUCAGAAGUAUAUUCUCCACCUCAAAGGCGAAGCAGGAACACAGCAGAUGUAUCAAGAGAACUUAAAAUACAAAACUAAGAGAGAGGUCAAGAGAAGGCCUCGCUUUGUGUCUGCUCAUGAUGUGAAGCUGAAGCUGGACAGUACAUCAUCACCCAGCUCCAAAUCCAGCUCCUCCACAGCUGAAUGUGUCCCAUCCCACUGGGACAAGAGCGCUCUACCUGAUUUUGGAUACAGGCUUCUACCCAUCUCCAAAUCUGUGAAGGACUAUGAUAUGAUCGAAAUGUUGUUUAAGCGCACUAUGCCUCAAAGUAAAAUUAACAGCAUCCAGAGGAUCCAGAACCCCUCACUGUGGAAAGUCUUUCAAUGGCAGAAAGACCAGAUGAAGUUGAGGAAUGGAGGGACAGAUGUGAAUCAGCUGUACUUGUUCCAUGGGACAGACGAGUCCCUGAUUGAGGCCAUCUGUGAGCAAAACUUUGACUGGAGGAUGUGCGGUGUCCAUGGCACGGCCUAUGGCAAAGGGAGCUAUUUUGCCAAAGAUGCGUCCUACUCAGACAGAUACGCCAGCAUCAAAAGAAGCAUGAACAAGAUCAUGUUUGUUGCUCUGGUCCUGGUGGGGGAGUACAGCAGAGGAAGGAGCAACUUUGUCCGACCCCCGCCAAAAGGAAAGGGUAUAACCCUCUAUGACAGUUGUGUUGACUCUGAGAGCAACCCCAGCAUCUAUGUUGUCUUUGAAAAACAACAGAUUUAUCCAGAGUAUGUUAUCGAUUACUCCUAAGUCAUACCGCUGUUGUUUCCUUUACUGAAGAUUUUAGUCUGGGAAAAACUAUUAUGGAAUGCUCUUUACUCUGACUAGUAGCAGCUAGUGGCUUUGUUAAAGGUUUGUGACGUUUUACAAUGGUGGUAGAAGUAUUUAGAUCCUUUACAAAAUGUAAGACUAAAUUCAAAAUCUUACUUUAGAUAAAGCACAGAAGUUUUAUCAAAUAAAUAUGCUUCAAGUAUUAAAAGUUAAAGCAGGACAAUGUUAAGGUGAUUUUAACUACUUUAUAUACUGUUGGGUGGUUUGAUCUAUAGCAAAGCAUUAUAUUCUAUAAACUGAUACUUACAAUAUUUCCCUCUGAAAUGUAGUGGAGUAGAAGUGUAAAUUAAGUGGGAUUUUUCACUGCUGGCAAAUUUAUAAUUAGCCAAAAAAUACACUUUUUACAUUUUAGAAUGUAUAUGAGCAGACUAUACUGCUUUUACAUAGAAAUAUGUUUAUGAUUGGUGGUGUCUGUUUUGUUGGUAGCGUGUGUUUUGUUGUGGUAUGAGGGCAACAAAAUGAUCUGGUGUUAACAUAUGGAAUGAAAUACACUUUGUUGAGUAAUAAACACAUUUUAAAAUGCCA